CUUUCUCUUCCGGUUUCCGGUYGGCUCCCGCCCCACUCCGCCAUCAUGAAGUUGUGAACCAAAAAACGAAUGAGACAGAAAGGGUAAAAAAAGGAAAACAAUUCAUGAAUAACAUUUAUAUAAUGAUCAAAUAUGGUCGAGAGUGGAGCAAAUACCGGGGUCAGCUUUAAAUUGAUUAACUGUUUCCCAGUCGUAAUCUUCUGAUUGCUGGUGAGAAGACCAGGUCGUUAGCAUUUUGAUUGACUGCCAUAGCUAAUGCUAGCUAAAUCGUUUGUGAAGAAUGGAAUAUCAAUGAAAACAAUGUGGCUCGCUCGUGUUGAAUAGAGCAGAAGAGGUAACGUUAGAAGAGCGACCAAUAUUUUCCAUCCCAGGCCAGCUAGCUAGCUCUCCAGCUAGCUACAGUGGAACCCAAAAGCCACGAUUUGUCUUUGGUGGGGUGCAGGCAUGCACCCAAAUUAGCAACUGGGAUGCCAUUGCCAACACCAACAUGAACAUUUUCGAUUGAAAACAAUUGAAGGAUUUUGGCGUUGGGCAACAGAGCUAGGAAGGGGCAACCCCAUCCUUCAUAAUGGCGCUGGCCAUGCCGUCCAGUGUGCGGGCCGGGAGCCUGAAGGACCCAGAGGUAGCUGAGCUCUUCUACAGAGAUGACCCUGAGAAGCUGUUCACCGACUUGCGGGAGAUCGGCCAUGGCAGCUUCGGAGCGGUCUACUUCGCACAUGACAUCCGCACCAAUGAAGUGGUGGCCAUUAAGAAAAUGUCCUACGGUGGCAAGCAGUCCAAUGAGAAAUGGCAGGAUAUCAUCAAAGAAGUAAAGUUUCUCCAGAAACUGCACCACCCUAACACUGUGGAGUACAGAGGUUGCUACCUGAGAGAGCACACAGCAUGGCUGGUAAUGGAGUAUUGUUUGGGUUCAGCCUCCGACCUACUGGAAGUCCACAAGAAGCCCCUCCAGGAACAGGAGAUAGCAGCCAUCACCCACGGUGCAUUGCAGGGCCUGGUGUAUCUUCAUUCUCACAACAUGAUUCACAGGGAUGUGAAGGCUGGUAACAUCUUGCUGACCGAGCCUGGCCAGGUGAAACUGGGUGAUUUUGGCUCAGCCUCCAUUAUUGCCCCGGCCAACUCGUUCGUGGGCACGCCCUACUGGAUGGCUCCUGAGGUGAUCCUGGCCAUGGACGAGGGCCAGUACGACGGCAAAGUGGAUGUGUGGUCACUGGGCAUUACUGCCAUAGAGCUGGCGGAGAGGAAGCCGCCUCUGUUCAAUAUGAAUGCUAUGAGUGCCUUAUACCACAUUGCCCAGAAUGAGAGUCCCGUUCUGCAGUCCAAUCACUGGUCUGAUUAUUUCCAUAACUUUGUGGACUCGUGUCUGCAGAAGAUCCACCAGGACAGACCUACCUCUGACGUGCUGCUGAAGCACCAUUUCCUAUGCAGAGAGCGUCCUCACACGGCGGUGAUGGACCUGAUAGCUCGCACCAAAGACGCGGUGCGGGAACUGGACAACCUGCAGUACCGCAAAAUGAAGAAGAUCCUUUUCCAUGAGGCCCUCAACGGACCCCAGCCCGAGGGAGGGGAGGAGGAGGAGGACGUGGAGCAGUACAUGCUGCGGACAGGUACGGUCAACAGCAUGGAGAGCUCCCAUUCGCUGCCUUCCAUGUCCAUCAGCGCAAGCUCCCAGAGCAGCUCGGUCAACAGCCUGGCGGACGGUUCGGAUGACAGCGGCGAGAUGGCCAUGAUGCAGGAGGGCGAGCAAACAGUCACCUCCAACAGCUCAGUCCUGCACAAGCCCCUGAGCCAUGACAACAUCUACGACGACCCCUACCAGCCCGAACUGGACGCACAGCAGCAGCCCCCAUCACGGGGUGAGGGAAGAGAAGGUGGCAGGCGGAAGGGACACCGCAGCCGAGAUCACUUUGCCACCAUCCGGACGGCAUCGCUGGUGACCCGGCAGAUCCAGGAGCAUGAGCAGGGGUCGGCGCUGAGGGAGCAGAUGUCUGGGUACAAGCGCAUGCGGCGGCAGCACCAGAAGCAGCUGAUGGGCCUCGAAAACAAGCUGAAAGCGGAGAUGGAUGAGCAUCAGCUGAGGCUGGACAAGGAGUUGGAGAACCAGAGAAACAGCUUUGGAGGGGAGGGGGACAAGCUGAGCAAGAAGCACCAGGCUAUCCUGGAGAAGGAGACCAAGGCAGCCCUGGCUGAGGAGAAGAAGUUCCAGCAGCACAUCCUGGCCCAGCAGAAGAAGGAACUGACCAGCCUGCUGGAAUCCCAGAAACGCCAGUACCGCGCACGCAAGGAGCAGCUCAAAGAGGAACUGAACGAGAACCAGUUGACCCCUAAGCGGGAGAAGCAGGAGUGGCUGGUGCAUCAGAAGGAGUGUCUCCAGCAGCUGCAGGCGGAAGAUGAGGCGGGGCUCCUGCGCCGCCAGAGGCAGUACUACGAGCUGCAGUGUCGCCAGUACAAGAGAAAGAUGGUGCUGGCGCGCCACAAUCUGGAGCAGGACCUACUCCGAGAGGACCUGAACAAGAAGCAGACGCUGAAGGACCUGGAGUGCGCAAUGCUGCUGCGCCACCACGAGUCCACCCAGGAGAUGGAGUUCCGGCAGCUGGGCUCGGUGCAGCGCACGCGGGCCGACCUGAUCCGCACACAGCACCAGACGGAGCUCACCAAUCAGAUGGAGUACAACAAGCGGCGCGAGCAGGAGCUGAGGCAGAAGCACGCCGUGGAGGUCCGCCAGCAGCCCAAGAGCCUCAAAGUGAGUGAGAGCGAGACCCCCGGUGCCCAAACCCAGAACCAGCCACCUCCAAAGGAAGAGGACAAGGGGGAGGAGUGCCAGGAGACAGGGGGGCUAAGGGGAGCCCAGGCUGGGGCUGAGGGAGUGGAAGAGGUGGGGCUGGUAGAGGAAGGGGAGAAGGAAGAGGUGGAAGAAUGUGAAACCAAAGAGGAAAUGGAGGGAAACAAAGGAGAGGUUAGGAAAUGUUUUGAAGGAGGGAAAGAAAAGGUGGUGAGAGACCAAAGUGGAGAUGGAGAGAUUGAGAAGGGAGAAGAGAAGGACGUGGGAGAUGGGGAUGAGGUUUGCUCCAUUGUAGAAACAAAGGAUGAAGUAGAGGAGGAGAAGAGCGAGAAAAGCGAAGAUAACGAGGGUCAAGAACUUGGGUGGAAAACGGGGGAGGGAGAAGGAGAGCGAAGGCAGGUGGAGGGAGUGCAGUGGGGGGAGGAUGAUGGGGAUGAUGAAGACGAAGCGAGAUAUGUUCUCGACGAUGACGACGAUGAGGAGGAGGAUAGAGGUGUGGCAGACGGCUGUCCGUCUGAGCUCAUCUCCUCCCCAUCCCUGGAACGGAGGCAUGUCCGCGAUCAGCGCAAGGGGGACGAACUCUCUGAGUUCUAUUUCCCCGACACCCUUGAGGAACUCGAGCCUCUUCACCCCUCUGCCCCACCCCUUUCUCCACCCCCUGUCCCCUCUUCCUUUCCCUCCCUCUUCUCUCAUGCCAUCUGCCUCCUCCUCUCCCUCUCGGCCGCCGCCCAGCCCUCCAACCUCACCUUCCUCAUACUCUCAGUCUUCCUCCUCUCCCUUCGUCGCUCUCCCCCUCUCCCCUCGCUGGCCUCCCUCCUCCUCUCGGGUGAGCUCGCCCUCCUCGCCCUCUUCUUCUCCUACCUCUUCCUCCGCUCCUGCUGCUCCCUCUCUCUCUCCACCUACCUGUCCCUCACUCUGUGGGCAUGCGGUCUUUUCAGCCUGGGCCUCUCGCUGAGCCUGGGUCUCUAUUAUGUCCCCGUAGCCCUGAUCUCUGCCUCCUUCCUCAGCUCGCCUUCCCUCUUCCUCUCCCUCUAUCUUGUGGUGGUGCUGGUGGUGCGACCGGCGCGCGUCUUCCUACAAAAUGCUCCCCGGAAACUCAACCGUUUGUGGAUGAGGUUCCUCUUUCGCCUCCCCCGCCCACUCUUCAACAUCUGCCAGUCUCUCCUUGGGGGCCUGGCGGAGCGCAGCCUCUAUGACAUGUUCCCCAAGGCCGGGCGCAACUGGGGCGGGCGCCAGUCCAAAAUUCCUGUGCCCCUAAAGAGCCUGCCCUUAGUGCGCCUGGCUGGCAGGGGCCACGUUGGCUCGCCCCUUGCCACGUGCCUCCUCUGGGUCAGGCGCUUUAUCAGACGCCCCCUAGGGGUCCUUGCCGACCUGGCCAACUCGGUCGUGCUAAGGCUAGCUGGCAGGGUCCUUAAAGAGCUGCCUCCCGAGUGCCUGAGCAGACUUCGUACAUUCGGUCUGCUGAGAGAGGAGAAACCUAGCAGGCUGCCCAGGCUACUGCCCAGGGAGGUCAGAGAGCAGAAACAGAGGGAGAGGAGGAAGAGAGAGAGGGAGAGGCAAAGAAGGGAGGAGAGAGAAUGUAUGUUCAGAGAUGAGGGGCGGUGGGAAUGCGGGUUGAGACGAACGUCAUCUGGGCGGAGUGUGAGGGGUAAAGUGCGACCAUGGAGAUAGUAAGAGAUGGAGGGAGUUGGUUAGGGUGUGUGUGUUCCAUCUAUCACCGUAUGACCAUCGUGUGUUUGUUUCCUUUGUUUCAACCCUCCCAAAGAUAGGUUGUGUGCAUCAUAGGUAUACCUAACACUGUGUUGCAUUGGCUGAAUGUAAUUGGCCAUUUUAAUGUACUGUAUUGCCAAAAGCAUCCAGCAACUCCUGUCAUGUCACUGUCUUAUACCCCAUUGAAGUUUCACUGUUUGUCACUCACUAUUGUGCUUUUUGUAAAAGUUUAAAUGUU
Messenger RNA from Salvelinus sp. IW2-2015, 4730 nucleotides. RefSeq names its product TAO kinase 2b (gene taok2b). NCBI's taxonomy places the organism in Eukaryota, Metazoa, Chordata, Actinopteri, Salmoniformes, Salmonidae. Gene Ontology annotation, cellular component: cytoplasm. Gene Ontology annotation, molecular function: protein serine/threonine kinase activity; ATP binding. The record is from RefSeq and is a predicted model, not a curated record. Gene Ontology annotation, biological process: protein phosphorylation.